GCAGGGGAAGCCAUUCAGAGUCACCAUCCAAGAAGUCCCGUCUCGAUGGCUGGGACACUGCAGCCUUCAUGGCUGCUCCUCUGUCUUGUCUUUCUGUUGUAUGGACUGCCGGGAGAGCCAAUGGACAAUUCACAACUGACACAGCCUCGUAUGCUUUCAGAAAAUGGUCACCUGGUGUUUAAAACAGGUGACAACAAAGAGAUCCGCUUCGAGCCUUCGUCAUCAGGCCGGGUAAAAGUGGGCAAUGAAGACCUCACACAGCUUCUAAGCCAGAUCAAAACUAAUACAGAAGACAUUGAUGACAUCAAGACUCAUGGAGGAGCAAUUCCUCCUGAAAUCUCCAACAACCUCAAACAACUUAAUACCAAGGUGACAACACUGGGUAACCAAGUAACAGAACUUCAACAGACAGUCCAGACAGUGUCUUGCAGCAGUGAUCCUUGCCAGAAUGGAGGAACAUGUCUGAACCUAUUGAACUCCUAUCACUGCCUGUGUCCAAGCAGCUGGGCUGGUGCUAACUGUGCCAGUGAUGUAAAUGAAUGCCAGACAUUUGCAGGAACACUGCAGGGUUGUCAGAACGGGGCAACCUGUGUCAACAGCCCUGGAACAUUUAUUUGCCAGUGUUCUCCAGAAUGGUCCGGGAAUCUCUGCACUGUGCGUUAUGAUGAUUGCAGGAAUGGUGGACAGGACUUGUGUGUACAUGGCUUAUGCAUUGAUUCAGACCGGGUGGUAUCUGGACAGCCCAAAUACCAAUGCAUCUGUGAGAGUGGAUGGGAAGCUCCAGCUGGAAACCCUGCCUGUGUGUCUGAUGUUGAUGAGUGUAACCUGCCCACCAAACCCUGCUCAUCCAACCCUCCUGUUCCAUGUUACAACACUCAGGGUUCUUUCUACUGUGGAGCCUGUCCUGCUGGUUGGCAAGGAAAUGGCUACAGCUGUCAGGAUGUGGACGAAUGUUUGACAAAUAAUGGUGGUUGCUCUACUACCCCAAUGGUCCAGUGCAUGAAUACUAUGGGUUCAUUCCACUGUGGUCCUUGCCCCCCUGGUUAUGAGGGGGAUGGGAGAACAUGCACACAAAGUAAUAUCUGCUCUUCCAACAAUGGAGGAUGUCAUCCUCUAGCUAUUUGCUCCUCCAACCCAGGUUCAGCAUUCCCUCUGUGUACAUGCCCACAAGGAUACACUGGCAAUGGCUAUGGUCCAUCUGGCUGCACCCAGAUAAGCAACAUCUGUGAGACUAACAACCCUUGUGUCAAUGGACAUUGUACGAGCACCACUUCUGGCUACAUCUGCAACUGCAACCCUGGCUGGCAAGGAAUUCACUGUGAUCAGAACAUCAAUGAAUGCUUGAGCAACCCCUGUCAAAAUGGAGGAACUUGCACUGACAGCGUUAAUGGAUUCACAUGUACCUGUACUGCCCAGUGGACAGGCCCAUUCUGUCAGACCCAACAACAAGAGUGUGGAGGCCAGUUGACUGGUCCUGCUGGUUCUUUCAGUUAUCCCAACAACCCAGGUCAUGAUGAAUACGAUCACCUGGUCAGCUGUACUUGGGUGGUCCGCACUGAUCCGAAUAAGGUUCUGCGCAUCACAUUUCCAUUCUUUCAUCUGGAGAGCAGCAACAACUGCAACUUUGAUUUUCUGCAGAUUCAUGAUGGGGACAAUCCCUCUGCUUACAUACUUGGAAAAUACUGUGGCCAAAAUAAUCCUCAAGAACUUUACAGCUCCCACAAUUCUUUGUACUUUUGGUUUCGUUCAGAUCAUUCUAUUAAUGCUGGUGGCUUCACAAUUGUGUGGGAGUCCAAAGACCCAGUGUGUGGUGGUGAUCUGACUGCUUCUUAUGGCAACAUAAACUCUCCUGGUUACCCUGGAAACUAUCCACCUGGGCGAGACUGCUACUGGACACUUUCUGUGGAUCCUGGCUUGCUUAUUACAUUUGCAUUUGGAACUCUUAGCUUAGAACAGCAUCCUGACUGCAACUAUGAUUUUCUAGAGAUUCGGGAUGGCCUUCUAUUAGAAGACCCAGUUCUGGGGAAAUACUGCAAUACUGCAUCACCACCACCUCUGCAAACAACUGGGCCAACUGCAUGGAUCCACUUUCAUUCUGACUUUACAGUCUCAGACAGAGGCUUCCACAUCACAUACACAACAUCACCUAGUGAUCCUGGCUGUGGUGGUACAUUCACUGACAGUGAAGGGAUCCUAAUUUCUCCAAACUGGCCAAACGACUAUGCCCACAACCGGCAGUGUAUUUAUUUGAUCACAUUGCCUCCAGGUGAACAGGUGGCCCUCAACUUCACUAACAUGGAUCUGGAGAACCAUAGUGAUUGUUCUUUUGACUAUGUGGAGGUCCGUGAUGGGAGGAUGGAGACUGACCUGCUGAUAGGGAAAUAUUGUGGGAGCACCCUGCCAGCUCCGAUUCGCUCGUCCUCCAAUUCUCUCUGGAUCCGUUUUAAGUCUGACAGUUCAGUCAGCCGAGCUGGUUUCAGGGCUGCCUACAGUAUUGCUUGUGGAGGUAUCCUUUCUGGAACAGGAGUGUUCAGGUCUCCAUACCACCCAAAUCCCUAUCCCUACAACAAAGUCUGUGAGUGGGUCAUCAACCAACAAGAGGGCUAUGUGGUCACAUUGAAUUUUCUAUCGUUUGAUGUCGAAGGGGGCUCCUGCAGAUUUGACUUUGUUGAGGUCAGGGAUGGACCCUCACCUAGCUCUACCCUGCUGGGGAAAUUUUGUGGUGACCAGAUUCCUCCCAGGCUCCAGUCGACACAGGAAUCUAUGUACAUUCAGUUCAGCACAGACUCCUCUGUCAACAACCAUGGCUUUGAAGCAGCAUAUGACUCUGCUAUUGAAGGCUGUGGAGAUACUCUGACAAGUCCUUCAGGCACCAUUACCAGCCCUGGUCACCCAACAAACUAUCCACAUGGUGCCAAUUGUACCUGGUACAUUAGUGUUUUACCAGGGAACCUAAUUCGUCUGGUGUUUGACUCAUUCAACCUGGAGUACCAUGCUAACUGUAACUAUGACUAUCUAGAAGUUUAUGAUGGGACUGGAACAACUGGGAACAAGACUGGCAGAUACUGCGGGCGCUCAGUUCCUCCAUCUAUAACAAGUGCUGACAACCAAAUGACCCUUCUGUUUGUGACUGAUUCAAGUUUAUCUGGGGAAGGAUUCUCUGCCAGUUAUGUGUCCAUCAAUGCUAGCACAGACUGUGGUGAGAGCUUCAGCUCUCCAACCGGAACCUUCACCUCUCCCAGCUAUCCUAACAACUAUCCCAACAGCCGAGACUGCACCUACAAGAUCAUUGUUCAGCUCAACAUGCAGAUUAUGCUGAACUUCACCAGUUUUGAGCUGGAGGGCACUCCUCCUUUUUGCAGCUUUGAUUUUGUGGAAAUCAGGGAUGGGGGCUAUGAGACAUCUCCCCUGAUUGGUAAGUUCUGUGGCAGUCAAAGACCUCCAGUUGUGGUGUCUCAUAGCAAUCGUUUAUGGAUUAGAUUCCACUCUGAUCCCUCAAUCACAAGUCAUGGAUUUAUUGCACACUGGGAUGGGACACAGACAGGUUGUGGAGGAACAUUGACUACUGCCUCUGGAGGAUUGUCUUCUCCCAAUUAUCCUUUACCAUAUCAUCCCAAUGCUGAGUGCUACUGGAACAUUAAGACCAGUCAGGGCAGCCAGGUCCAACUGUCUUUUUCAAGUUUCCACCUGGAAUCCAGCUCAUCCUGUUCUUAUGAUUACCUAGCUGUACAUGAUGGGAACAGCAGCAGUGCUCCAGAACUGGCCAGGUUGUGUGGCACUGAGCUACCAAGGCCGAUCAACUCGUCCAGCAAUCAAUUGUACAUCAAACUCCGCACAGAUAGCAGUGUCAACACUGGCGGCUUCAUUGCAUUUUACAACACCAAGUGUCAUAACAUAAUUAUCUCACAUCAACACCAAGGAGUAAUUGAGUCGCUGAACUUUCCUAACAACUACCCAGACAAUAGUCUGUGCAGCUGGACCGUCCAGGCGAGCAGUGGAAACACGAUUAACUACACCUUCACCGCAUUUCAGUUAGAAGACACUUACAACUGUAACUUCGACUACAUAAAGCUCUAUAAUGGACCUAACGAGCAAGCUCCUCUGAUUGGUGCAUUCUGUGGGACUACACCACCUCCAGCUAAUAGCACUACAGGCUCCGCCCUCACCCUGGUGUUCAGAACAGACUCCUCCAUACCCAUGCCUGGAUUUCAGAUGGCAUGGUAUCAGAAUGGUUGCGGAGGGGAUGUUGGUGGGCCCAGUGGCUCCAUUACAAGCCCAGGCUAUCCAAACAAAUAUCCUGACAACAGAGAGUGUAUCUGGUAUAUCACCACAACACCAGGAAGCAGUAUUACUUUGACUAUCCAUGAGUUUGAUGUGGAGUUCCAUGAUGACUGCAACUAUGAUGUACUAGAAGUGUAUGGAGGCCCAGAUUUACAUGCACCCAGGUUGGCCAGGCUUUGCAGCACUACUUCCAACCCAAUGCAAGUCUCUAGCACAGGAAACCAGAUCACAGUGCGCUUUAAAUCUGAUGCCUAUGUCAGUGGUCGAGGAUUCAAUGCAAGCUGGAUAGAACUCCAGGGAGGCUGUGGAGGGCCAGUCACUGCUCCUUCAGGGGAGAUCCACUCACCCCUGUACCCAGCCAGCUAUCCCAACAAUGUGGACUGUUCGUGGACGAUCCGUGUGGACACCAGUCACCGCGUCUUGUUAAACUUCACCGACCUAGAUAUUGAAAAUCAUAGCAACUGUUCCUUUGAUUAUGUCACUAUCCAUGAUGGUCCAAACAUAUUUUUUCCUCUGCUUGCCCGUGUGUGUGGGUCCAGCCCACCUCCUUCCAUCACCUCCACCCAGAACACCAUCUAUAUCCGCUUCAGAUCAGACUCUAGUCAAAAUCAUCGAGGAUUCAGUAUUAGAUUCUCUGAAGCUUGUGGAGCAACCAUUAUAACAGAUGAUAAUGGUGGGUCAAUUUCAUCACCAAGGUACCCCGCAAAAUAUCCACCAAAUCAGAACUGCAGUUGGAUCAUCAAAGCACAGGAACCAUUCAACCAUGUGACCCUGUCCUUCACUGACUUUGAGUUGGAGAAGAUAAACUCCAAUUGCUCACAUGAUGCUGUGGAAAUACUUGAUGGAGACAAUUACCAAGCUCCCUCUAUAGGGCGCUACUGUGGCUUUGAAAUACCACAUCCAGUGACGUCCCUCAGCAACUCUUUGGUGAUCAAUUUCAUCUCUGAUUAUUCUGUCUCCAAGAAAGGGUUCAGAGCUGUCUAUUCUGCCUCCACAUCCAGUUGUGGUGGGGAUCUGGUGAUGCAGAGUGGUGCAUUUAACAGCCCUAACUAUCCAGAUGCUUAUCCACCAAACACGGAAUGUGUUUGGACACUUAGGAGCUCACCAGGGAACCGUAUACAGAUCUCAUUUAUAAUGUUUCACCUUCAAGGACAGUCAGACUGCCAAAAUGACUACUUGGAAAUCCGAGAAGGCAGUUCAACUGGAUCUCUUGUUGGUCGCUUCUGUGGAACCUCACUGCCCUCCAACUACACAUCUGUGACUGGUCACAUCCUGUGGGUUAAAUUUGUCUCGGAUGGAUCAGUUAGUGGGGCCGGAUUUAGAGCCACCUUCUCACACUUGUACGGGGUUGAAUUGGUGGGAGAAUCGGGUCAAAUUGCAUCCCCACUGUUUCCCAGGACAUAUCCCAACAAUGCCAAUUACAGAUGGACCAUAACAGUGGAGGGAGAUAGCUACAUUCAGAUCAGCUUCUUGGACAUGGACAUAGAGGACCUCUAUAACUGCUACUAUGACCAAUUGAAAAUAUUUGAUGGCCCAGAUGUUUAUUCCUACCCUCUUGGAACAUUCUGUGGUCUGAGCUUACCAACUCCCCUUAGAAGUUCAGGAAGCACUGUCACCUUGCACUUCAAAUCAGAUUCAAUAGUGGGAGGACGAGGCUUCCUUUUGGACUGGACAGCUGUGAAAGACUCUGGACCACCACCUACUAUUACACCAGGGGCUUGCGGUGGAUUUCUUCUAAUUGGAAAUUCUCCUGGUUUCCUCUUCUCACCGGGAUGGCCUGAAAACUAUCCUCCUAACCAAGAGUGUACCUGGCUCAUUCGGGCUCCAGAUUCCAUCAUAGAAUUUAAUUUCUUGUCUCUGGACAUGGAGGGAUAUCCACCCUGCUACUCUGACAACCUGAUUAUCAGAGAUGGUGCAAACAGUCUGUCCCCUGUCCUGGCCAGUGUGUGUGGGAGGUAUCCUCCAGGCUCCAUACACUCGACAGGAGACUCAAUGUUCCUUCAUUUCUCUUCUGACAGCGAUGUCAAUGGCCAAGGCUUUAAUGCCUCCUUCUCCAAAGGUUGUGGUGGCCUGGUGCAUGUAGACAGAGGUGUUCUGACCAGUCCUCACUACCCUCAGAACUACUUGCCUGGAUUAAAUUGCAGUUGGCAUGUGAUGGUUACUCCAGGAUUUCGGGUUUCAGUGUCAUUCCAAAAUCCCUUCCAGAUUCAAGGCUACGGCACUGACUGUAGCUCAGGAGACUACCUCCAGCUCAGAAAUGGUCCAGAUGGUUCGUCUCCAAUUCUAGGAGGUCGUCUCUGUGGUUCCAGUCCUCCUUCCGUCCUCCAAACUACAGACAACCACCUCCAUAUUCGCUUUGUAACUGAUUCGAGUAUCGAGGCCAGCGGCUUCAAGUUGAUUUUUGAAGCCCACAAUGAAGGAUGUGGAGGCUCUGUCAUGCUGACAGAUAAUGACCCACCUGGAUACAUCACAUCACCAAACUAUCCACAGAAUUACCCUCAGAACAUUGACUGUACUUGGGUGUUAACCGUACCAAAUGGAGAAGCUGUUCAAAUUGACUUUGAGGAAGAUUUCUACAUUGAACCCACAGCCAGCUGUAGCUUUGAUUACUUGGAACUUCGAGAUGGCUCAUCAUUGAAUUCAGACCUAAUUUCUCGGCUGUGUGGAAACACUAGACCGUCUACACAACAUUCAAAAGGCUCUGCAAUGUUGCUCAGGUUUCGGACUGACAGGAGUGUAACACACAGAGGAUUCAAAGCAAAAUACUCCAUAGCAUCAUGUGGCGGCACUUACAUAGGACAGACGGGGGAAAUUCAUAGUCCAGGCUUCCCUGGUUCUAACUAUCCUGAAAACUCCAACUGUGAAUGGUACCUAGAAGGGCCCACGGGACACUACCUUACCUUGAGCUACAAGAACCUGACCCUGCAGGACAGUGCAGGAUGUGCUGCUGACUAUGUGGAGAUAAGAGAAUAUAAUGCUUCAGGACGUCUGCUGGGGAAACAUUGUGGAAACAAUAUUCCAGCUUCAGUUGAUACAUCAGACAGUUUUGCUUAUGUCAAAUUUGUGAGUGACAACAGUAUAAAUGCAGCUGGAUUCCACCUGUUUUUUGAAGCCAGUGUUGAAGCGUGUGGAGGAGAGUUGAAUGCUCCAUCUGGUACCAUCACCUCACCCAAUUACCCAAAUUUAUAUCCUCACAGCAGAGUGUGUCGCUGGGAAUUGGUGGUCACACCGAACCGCAGGGUUACACUCAUCAUUAAUGACAUGCGCCUGGAAGGUUCUGGCACUUCCUGUGUGUUUGACUACAUUGAUAUAUUUAAUGGGUUGGGUUCUGAUGCACCUCGUCUCCAUCGAUUCUGUGGUACAGUCUCACCAGGCACUCAGGUGCACUCUUCUGGCAACACCAUGGCUAUUGUAUUUCGCACCGAUGCUUCUGUUUCCAGUGGUGGCUUUAUGGUUACUUACUCCUCUGAUGAGCCUGCGGAGUGUGGAGGAAUUCUGAAUGACCCGGUUGGAGGCAAUUUCACAUCACCUGGUUUCCAGGUGUCCAAUUACAGUAACAACCUGAACUGCGAGUGGUUGAUUCAGAAUCCCAUUCACGUCAACUCUUCAAUUGUGGUUCUCAUUGAAGACUUGCACCUGGAAAACCAUCAGACUUGUGAACUGGACUACCUUCAGUUCCGCCUGGGUGACUGGGAUGGGGAGUUAUUGGGGAGAUUUUGUGGACAAACGCCACCCCAGAUCCCAAUUGUGGUGUUCACGCCAGAACUGUGGGUUCAUUUCCGGACUGACUCUUCACAGGGAGAUUUGGGUUUCAAGGCCAAGUACUCAUUCUCUGAAUGUGGAGGCUGGCAAACAGGUGAUGGUGGCGUGUUAUCCAGCCCUAAUUACCCCAACAUGUAUCCCAGCCCGAGUCGCUGUGCUUGGCUAUUGGAAGCUCCCAUUGGCCACACUAUCACGUUGAGCUUCAGCUACUUCAACCUAGAAUCACACGCCACAUGCAGCUGGGAUUCUGUUACAAUUUUUAAUGGAGGUUCCCCUGGAUCUCCAAUAAUUGGCCAGUACUGUGGAACCACCACUCCUGGAACUAUCCAAUCAGGCUCGAACAAACUGGCUGUAGUUUUCUUGGCGGACCAUAGUGUAUCAAAUGGUGGAUUUUUUGCUUCCUGGUCUGCUGACUCUUCUGGUUGUGGAGGGGUGAUCCAUGCUGAUACAGGAACAAUUAAGUCACCAAAUUACCCCCAGAACUUCCCAGCGAAUACAGAGUGCUUUUGGCAGAUCAUUGCCCAUGAGGGAAACCAUCUGGAGAUGAGCUUUGGUGAUAACUUUGAGAUUCCAGACAGCACUGGCAGCUGCCAGACCAGCUAUAUCAAGGUUUGGUCAGGCAGUACCCAGAAUUCUGAGGAUCUGCUUGUGACAGGCUGUGGUUCUUUGGCACCAGAACCCAUUGUCGCGCCAUAUAACCUUAUCACAACUCGAUUCCAAGCCACUGCUACCGCUGGUGUAGGUUUCUCCAUGUCCUUCAGCACCCGGUGUGGUGCAAGUUUCAGUGCUUCCAAGGGUCGAGUGGUUUCUCCAAAUUUCCCAGCUGACUACCCAGACCGUGCUAACUGCAACUACACUAUAGAUGCUGGACAGCAGACAGUGAUUGUUCUCAGCUUUCAGGUCUUCCAGAUAGAGGCACACUCCACUUGUAUGUAUGAUGGUCUCAAGAUCUACAGCCCAGUUUCUAGUAGCACUGAAAUGGCUACUUUAUGUGGUACCAACAUUCCAGGCCCUUUUUCCACCUUUGGUCCUAUGUUACUUCAUUUCUACUCUGACUCUCUGUUUACCAGCCGUGGCUUCAUGGCAGAAUACAGCGCCAUACCAUGUGGCGGUUUCUUCAAUAGUACUUCGGGUACAGUGAGCAGUCCGGCCCUCUCCAUUACCAACUACCACCACAACAUAAACUGUACCUACCACAUCAUUGUCCAAGCAGACACAGUGGUAGAUCUCAAAUUCAAUACUUUCAGCUUAGAAGCUUCUUCUUCAUGUCGCUAUGACCAUGUGGCUGUGUAUGACGGGCCUGACAGCUUGGCACCAUUGCUGGGAAGGUUCUGUGGAACAGUGCUCCCACCUGACAUGCGCUCCUCUACAAAUAAUUUGUUCAUCAUCUUCAGUACAGAUGCCACAGUUAGUGGUGUUGGCUGGAGAGCCACUUACAGUCAAACACUUGGUCCAGCACAAGGAUGUGGGGGCUACCUCUCUAUGCCUAUGGGCAUGUUGGGCUCACCAGAUCCAAACCUGGAUGGACGUUAUGAACCCAGGAUGAACUGUGUUUGGACCAUUGAGAUGCCUGUGAACAAAGCCGUCAAUCUCUCGUUCAGCUCCUUUGACCUUGAGAGCUCCUCUACUUGUCGCUAUGACUAUGUCGAGAUAUAUGAUGGAGGCAAUAUGAACUUUCCUCUAGUUGGGACAUACUGUGGAAGCUCCAUUCCUGCCUACUUCUUGUCAAGUGGAAACUUCUUGACUAUUCACUUUGUGUCUGACAGCUCUGUCCAGAAGCAAGGAUUCAAUGCGACCUACAGAGCAGUACCGUUGCUGUGUGGCGGGACUCUGAAUGCUACGACUGCAAAGCAGACUUUGACUUCACCAUCCUUCCCCAACGCUUAUCCUCCUUACACCUACUGUCGGUGGAUCAUUGACUCUCCACCACUAGAAACCAUUAAAGUGUCAAUCCAGACAUUUGUCCUGGAUCCAAGCCAAAGUUGCUCAACCAAUUACCUGGAGAUUAAUGACUGGCCUUUGGGAGACUAUGGACAAUCACACAAAUUCUGUGCUUCAGAUGACCAUCCACCAGACUUUUACAGUAACAGCAGGACAGUUCUGGUGUACUUUAAAUCUGAUGCCUUCCUGAUAGGAAAUGGUCUCAGUUUUAGCUAUGAAAUUGCUGACUGUAGUCGACUAUAUGAACAGGAAUAUGGCUACCUCAAGAGCCCAGGAUGGCCUGAAAUCUACCCCCACAACAUGGAUUGUGUGAUAAUUCUGAAGGCUCCACAAAACAGUUCCAUCUCUUUCUUCUUUAACAACUUUGAUGUGGAGAGCCAAAGCAGCUGUAACUUUGACUACCUAGAGAUCCGUAAUGGAAGUACAGCAGACUCGCAGUUGAUUGGUAAGUUCUGUGGUCAAACCCUACCCAACCCCAUCUUCCCACAAUCCAACCAGCUGUACCUACGCUUCAAGAGUGACUUCUCUACUGCCCGGGGUGGAUUUGAUGCUACAUGGACAUCUUCUCCAAAUGGAUGUGGUGGCAUCCUUUAUGGAGACCAUGGUUCAUUCUCUAGCCCCAAUUUCCCAGGAAGUUACCUAAACAAUACUCAUUGUGAAUGGAGCAUCAAGGCACCUAGAAAUCAUGUGGUAACCAUCACAUUUGCCCAGUUCAGUAUUGAUGACCCAGGAAAUUGUCAAAGCAACUUCUUGAAGUUAUAUGAUGGCCCAGAUACCUCCUCAGCUCCAGUUGGACCUUACUGUGGAGUGGAAACCAACAUUGCUCCUUUCAGAGCCUCCUCCAACCACGUUUAUAUUGUUUUCCAAGGCCAGUACUCCACCUUGCCAUCAGGCUUUAGACUCACCUGGAGCAGCUGAAAAACAAAUAUGGUUUCCAUGUUCUAACAUGCACACAACAGACAUAUUAAUCAUA
Messenger RNA from Poeciliopsis prolifica (blackstripe livebearer), 10957 nucleotides. RefSeq names its product cubilin (intrinsic factor-cobalamin receptor) (gene cubn). The transcript has 67 exons. Lineage: Eukaryota; Metazoa; Chordata; Actinopteri; Cyprinodontiformes; Poeciliidae. The record is from RefSeq and is a predicted model, not a curated record. Gene Ontology annotation, molecular function: calcium ion binding. Bases 46 to 10902 code for a protein of 3618 amino acids.